AUGGCCGAGGAACAGAAGCCCGUUGUCGAGCUCCCCAAGGAGGAGACCGCUCCCGCCCCUGCUAUUGAAACCGCCGAGGCUGCUCCCGCUGCUGUUGUCGAGGAUAAGCCCGCCGAAGAAACUAAGCCCGCCGAAGAGACGGGGGUCAAGACGGACGACAAGCCUGCCGAGGAGGUGAAGCCUGUUGAGGAAGGACACCUGGGACACAAGGCUCAGGGUGCCAGCUUCCCGAAAAACCUUAUUCCGACCAAGGAGUUUUUCUUUUUCGGGUCUGACUCUUUCGAGCCCAAGGCCCUGUCUUCCUAUUUGAAGGGCGAGAAGAACAUCGAGCACGCUCACCACAACAUUUCUUGGGCUUCCCACACUGGUAAAGGUCUCUUGUUCAUUGGUGAUAAGAAGGCGCCAUCUAAUAUCAUCAAUUUGGCUGACACCACUGAACCUGAAACUGAUGGCUCCAACAAAUUCCACUUCACCCACAAGGGCAAUAAGCACAGCUUCAAGGCUGUCACUACAGCCGAGCGUGACAAUUGGGUUGCCCAACUCAAAGCCAAGAUCGCCGAGGCCAAGGAGCUGGUUGCUUCUGUAACCGAAUCUGAGGUUUACAAGAAUGCGCUUGAGAGCUUCAAGCCAAAGGCCGCUGCUCCCAAGGAGGAGAAGCCCGAGGAGGGAGCCAAGGCCGAGGAAGCCGCAAAGCCCGAAGAAGCUUCCCCCGCUGAGGGUGAAGCUGUCGCCGCCACCGAGGACAAGCCUGCCGAAGAGCCCAAGCGUCGCUCUGCUAGCCGCAAGCGCGCUUCCAUCUUUGGAUUCGGGAAGAAGGAAUCUACAAAGGAGAAGAAGGAAGAGUCAAAGGCUGAAGAGGUCGUUACCCCUGAGGCCGCUGGGGCCGCCGUUGAGGCCGAUGCUCCCAAGACAGAAGAAACCCCAGCUGUUGAGGGCGAGGCCGCCGGUGCUACAGAAGAAAAGCCAGCUAUUUCUAAACGCAACAGUAUCUUUGGCAACGUCUUCGGAAAGAAAGAAAAGAAGGUCGCCGAUAAGCCUGCUGAGAGUGCUGUUCAACAAGACAACGAGCCUGCCGCUGAUACUGCCGCUCCAGUGAUUCCUCCUGUGGCAUCUAAUGCUCCUCUUUUCCAAGAGUCUAACGCCGCAGUCGAAAACACAGAGGCUGCCGCUACCAACGGUGCCGAAACUGCCAAGAAGGAUUUCAAGGAGAAGCGAAAGUCUUCUCUUCCUUUCAACUUUGGCAAGCGUGAAAAGUCUCCUUCGCCUGCCGAGGGUGAGGAAAAGGCCGAAAAGAGCGGCAUCAGUGCUUUCUCCAAGCUCCGCGCCACCAUCAAGGGCAAGUCUGGUGCAAAGACUGAGGAGAAGCCUGCUGAGGAGGCGGUCAAGGAAGAGGCCACUACUGCUGAGGCUGCGGCUACCACUGAAGAGCCCGUCGCCACCUCCGCUGCUGAGCCCGCCAAGGCUGGUGAGCCCGAAGCUGAGAGUAAACCUGAGAAUGUCGCCACUGCCACCCCCGCUGUCACUGCUGCUGCCUAG
This is a messenger RNA of Metarhizium brunneum ARSEF 3297, 1536 nucleotides long. RefSeq lists its product as uncharacterized. Lineage: Eukaryota; Fungi; Ascomycota; Sordariomycetes; Hypocreales; Clavicipitaceae. The record is from RefSeq and is a predicted model, not a curated record.